AUGUCUGACAGCGAUGCGGGGGACGAGGAGGACGAAACCAGGGUGUGGGGGAACAUGUGCGCGCUAAACAAGCGCAGCGGCGCGCCGCAGGCCAGCCGUGGCGCGGGCAGGGAAUGCGAAAAGGGACAGCACUGGCAACAGACGGGGCCAGGCAUGAUCGAGUCGACGUCAUCAGCUACAAACCAGGUAUACUUAGGAAACUUGCCUUGCGACGUCGAUUGGCGCGACCUAAAGGACCGCGUCACGCAGGCGGGCAGCGUGGAAUUCCGCAGAGUGCUCACACACGAUGGGGCCGUCUACGGCAGAUCGUUCGGAUGCGGUCAGGUACGUUUCUCCACACAGAAGUAG
Prorocentrum cordatum is the source of this 348-nucleotide messenger RNA. The record is from the annotation of a GenBank genome assembly. Lineage: Eukaryota; Dinophyceae; Prorocentrales; Prorocentraceae.